GUUGCUUGUGUGGAAUUACUUCUACGUGGUUAAGCAGUGAAGCGCCUCCCAGUGUCUCGGUCAUAGACCUUGAAACCCAGCGCAUAUAUCCAGAAUGUAUUUGGGUUGAGCGCGCUCCUAUAGCUGAGGAGGGUCCUUCCACUUGCACACAGGACCCCCUCCACCUCAACCUACCUUCCCUUCUUUAUACAUCUCCUCCUGCAUGGACGCCCGAUGCCGGAACAUGCUAAAAUAUUUGGGAAGAAGCUCGGUUCCGUCGCUGGAGUCUGUGGCUGGAUUCUAAUUUGUUGUUUUAAUGGGAUUAAUCUCCCAAUUUCUGACAGAAAAGAACUUAAGAUUACUAUUUAUUCAACCUCAGAGACCGCUCAGGAAAAUAAGUGAACACACAAAACAGUUAAAUUAUUAGAUGUUUGAUCAAGCCACGAGUAUGGGCGAUGGAAUCUCCGAGGACCGAAACCACUCUGGAUCCGAUUCGUUGUGCCGUGACCGCGGCAGAGACUCCAAAACCCGGGUGGAAGUGGGGAACCGGUCACCUGUGCUGAGUUCUUCCGACACACCCGGGACUUCGGCCUCCACACCGACUUCAUCGAGCGAGGAUGGACACGAUAAACUAUUAGGAGUCGAUCCGGACUAUUGCAGAAGGAUUCUGGUCAGAGACGCCAAGGGCACUAUUCGGGAGAUUGUUUUGCCAAAAGGCCUGGAUCUAGACCGGCCGAAGCGCACGCGGACCUCGUUCACGGCGGAGCAGCUCUACCGGCUGGAGCUCGAGUUCCAGCGAUGCCAGUAUGUGGUCGGGCGCGAGCGCACGGAGCUCGCCAGACAGCUCAAUCUUUCAGAAACUCAGGUGAAAGUGUGGUUUCAAAACCGCCGCACCAAACAGAAGAAGGACCAGACCAAUGACGCAGACAAACGGUCGUCAUCCACUACUGAAUCGCUUGCCACAUGCAACAUCUUGCGGCUGCUUGAACAGGGGCGGCUUUUAUCUGUGCCUGCGCCUCCACCCAACCCACUGCUGGCUCACUCACACCCGGGAAACAGCUCGCUCCUGGGCAGCUCGUCCAUAUCCACUUCCUCUGGGGUGAUUAGCAGCACCACCACAGCGGCGGGCGGGACAUUUGGACUGUCACUUUCUUCUUUAGGCGGCACCCCAUCCUCGCCGCGCCUCGGGGUCCCACCGCCCUCCCUUUGCUUUACCAUGCCUCUCUUGGGCAGCACCCAUCACGAACUGCCAUCGGGAUAUGGGUGUGGAUCCUCAGCGUUUGAGCCCUACAUGAGGAUAGAGAGGAAGGACGGGGAGUUAAAUGGGAAGAAGACGGUUUCCUAAAAACAUUCCCAAUCUGCUGGUACCUUCUCACUUCUACCUGUCUCAGGGGUCUCACCUGUGCCGUGAACAACCGAAAGAUUUACAAACUAACAGAAAGCGAUCGAAUGAUGGCCUCUCUUGCACUAGUGCCUAUAACCAAACCAAGGCGAGUCGGACUCCAUCGUUCCAGUGGAGGUGAGCGUUUGGGACGAAGCCUGUAAUUAAGCAUCGCUGUGUUUGGUCAAUUGUGUCGUCCACACGUUUCCUUCCAUUUUUGCAUUACGUGUGUGUUAAGGAACUUAUUCUUUGUGAACGAUGGAGAACGGCGUAAAUGUAACUGUAAUUGUAAAAGGCUUAAUAAUUUCUCAAGUUUCCAAAAAAAAAAAAAAAGAAAUUAGAAAAAUUAAGAAAAAAAUUAUCAACAUUGUGGUAUGGUUUUAUGUUGCUCUAAAUUAAUUGACUUUGGGGAGCUUCUUGUCGAUAUAAAUGUGAGUCUGUGUGAAAGUAUAAUAAUGAGAGCAUUAGGUGAUCGAGUACGUACAUUAACUAUAACAAGGCACUGACAAAUUUUGUGGCAUUUAUUUCGCACUGGACCUUGGUACUAAUGGGAGUUCAAUGGACAGAGUGAUUAUUCAUAUAGGAGUGAUACAACAUUAAAUUUGGGCAUGUGGAAAAUUAUACAGGCAUUUAGCAAAACGCAAAUAAUAAUAGCAUCUAAACAUACUCGUCACAUGUGCUUCCCAUCAAGGAUAAGUUGUUCCAAUGCACAACUCUUUAAAAAAUUUUUCUUCUCUUGGUAACACAUGAAAUUCUCAAUGGAAAGUGUUAAGAUGCCUUCACUGGCUCAACAACAAUAUAAAGACCAUUUUCACAGACUGUGAUUACAUGCUUCCACUUAUUAACAAUGUAAAUCUUUCAAGAUUUUCAUUAAUCUUACAUGUCAGAAAACUGGUUGAAGUUGCUGUGAGAGUGUUUCUAAACACAACAGUUGAGGGAGUGACAGCAAAUUUGACAUUUUUUUUUUCUCAUCAGACCAACAUAAUUUCAUAAUAAUCAACAAUUUCCUCCUCUUUUGAAGUCAUAGAAACACCAUUGUUUCGCAACUGGGGCAAAUGACAUCACAAAAAUUAUAUUUCUUGUAGUUUCCGUUCACUCCUAUAGAAAUUUACCCAGUUAUGAUAACUUCCGCUUCUGAUAAUGCCAGAAAUGUGGCAAUGGUCCACUGCCUCUAACAUGCUUCCUCUUGUCAGAGAGCUGCUUCCAAAUCAAUGCAAAGGGCUAAUUCUUGACUUCCCAGAUGAUCCGUCUUUCAAAGACUUUCAGCACGGUUUCAUUUUGUGAAAUCUUAAUAAAUGCUCAAUUAUUGAUGGAGCAUUCAUAGCAUCAGUUUCACAUUAUGUGCACCUCAUUCAGACAUCGACUGCAGUUUACAUGCACUAAUGCUUGCUAUUGCAGUACUAUAGACUUGGAGACUGAAUCAAAACAAAUAAAUACUUUAAAAAGUACUUUGAUAAAAUGAUUGCUUUAAAGAAUACUAUGGUAGUACUUUUUUUGUUUUGUGAGAAAUUUAGAUUUUUUUUCACUUUUCCAAAUUUUUACCUUUAACCUUGUCAGAAGUGUUAGGUCAGUUCAUCCUUUAUAUGACUUCAGAAUUACAACCCACAAUUAAUCAGCAUUUUUUCAUUACCUCAAAUUAGAUGCACUUUAUGUUUAUGGAUUUUCCUAGUCUUCUUCACUCAAAACCUACCAUGCAUAUCAAUAAGCAUGGCAUACAUUCAUAAAAAAAAAAAAUUCUCCAAACAUUCCUGGUUUACAUUUUUGAAUGGUAGCCACAGACAUCUACUGCAACUACAUCCCAACCUCUAAACUGAUUUAAUGAAGCCUUGCACCAAAGCUAGGCCAACGCAUGCAGACUCAUGCUAUAGUUUCAUAUUUAAAAGAUUAUUUCUAGUAAAGGAUUUACCCUUAGCAUUUUGCAUGAAUAAGUCAGAACAAUCCCAUUCACAUUGAAAAAAAUAAAUAAAUAAAAAAAUAAAUAUUGGCAGACAACUUGUUUUGGGUCCUGGAAGUAAAAUUUUCCCUAUGUGUGGCAAAAAACCCACCAACAAAUUAGAUUUGGGGUUGUGAAAUAGACGAAUCUGUGCUGACUGAAAUCGUUAUUGUCUGGUUGAGCUGAAAUCUGUUUUGGGUUUGGCUAGCUGGGUUGUAUUUUGCAUUAAAGCAUGUGAAGUGCUUUUCUGCUUUGCUCUUGAUUAAAAAGACCUUUGCACUUGCUUGUUUUGUUCUUAAAGGUGCUGUAGGGAACUUUUGUAAAAAAAAUAUUUUUUACAUAUUUAUUAAACCUGUCAUUAUGUCCUGACAGUAGAAUAUGAGACAGAUAAUGUGAAAAAAUCAAGCUCCUCUGGCUCCUCCCAGUGUCCUAUUGCCAUUUGCAGAAAGUCAUGCGCUCCCGGUAAAAAAUAACCAAUCAGAGCUGCGGUCCGUAACUUUGUUUGUGUUCAAAAUGUAGAAAAAAAUUAUAUUAUAAGCGAGUACAGCAUGAAUCUAUUUCCCAAACCGUGUUUUUGGCUUGUCCUGAAUCACUAGGGUGCACCUAUAAUAAGUGUUUAUAUUCGGACUAUUUUAGAUUGCUUCGGGGAUACCGAGGCGGAGUAACCCAGUACCUUUGUGAUUCUUCAUAGACAUAAACAGAGAGAAGUAGUUCCGGCUACGAUGUUCUUCCGCAAGAUGCAAGCAGUUCUGUUUAUUAACCGCUAGAGCGUCAAAAGUUCCCUACAGCAGCUUUAAGGAACGUUCACAGUGACAAUUUCAGUCUAUAAAAGUUGCUGAAAGUGCUUAUAAUUUUAAAGCUUGUUGUUUUUAACGGUGAUGAUUUUGGCUCACAUUUAACAAAAACCCACCAAUUCAACAAAUUAGAAUAAAAAAAAAAAACAAAAAAAGAGUGGCAAUGGAUGUUUGUGACUUACCCUCCUUGUGAAGGGGGUCAAUGACUGUCUUCUGGACAACUGUCAGAUCAGCAGUCUUCCCCAUGAUUGUGUAGCCUAGUGAACAUUUUGAAGGCUCAGGAAACCUUUGCAGGUGUUUUGAGUUGAUUAGCUGAUUGGCAUGUCACCAUAUUCUAAUUUGUUAAGAUUGUGAAUUGGUGGGUUUUUGUUAAAUGUGAGACAAAACCAUCACAAUUAAAAGAACCGAAGACUUAAACUACUUAAGUCUGUGUGAAAUGAAUAUUUAUUACACAAGUUUCAUAAUUUGAGUUGAAUUACUGAAAUAAAUUAACUUUUCCACGACAUUCUAAUUUAUUGAGAUGCACCUGUAUAAUCUCAUAAUUCAAGAAAAUAAGUAAAUAGUUAUGUGUUUAAAAAAAUAGUGUCUAAAUUUUAAGAUAUAAACUUGGAAAUUGUGAGGGAAAAAGUCAGAGUAAUGAUACUGAGAGAAUUGCAAUUGCCUAUUUUAUAUUAUUAUUCUUUGGCAAAAAUAAAUUUUCAUAGCUACAACACUGUACUUUCAUCCUUUCUCUAUUUCUAUCCUCUGACAGUAUCCUAAAUUGGACGUUGAAAAGUGUGUCAUUUACCCUUGUUUGUUUCAAACCCGUAUCGACUUCCAUGGAAUGGCAGAUCUUCUAUGAAACACAAAAGAGAAACAUUAAAGAUACAGAAGCAAUACACUUUCCCAAAUCUUCUGAAAGUCAUAUGAUCAUUUUGGGAGAGUAUCAGAUUAAAAACAACAUUAAUUUGCUUUCUGAGGCUUGAAAUAUUUAGUCCCCAUUCAUUUUGCUUGCAUGGGAAGAGCAAGAAAGUCUUUGCAACAAUAAUUUGGGUGAGUGAAUGAACACAGAAAUUUCAUGUUUGGGUGGACUUUGCUUUCAAAAGAAUACAUGGACAUGGUUUUAGCUUUUCAUACAUGUAGUAUAUGAUUGCAAAUGGAUUGUAACUUGUGCAUAAAAGUUCUCGUUGCAGUGGUGGUGUUGUCAAACACUGUUAUUUCUUAUAAGCAUCAUGUAUAAUUCACUGCAGCAUCAUUUAGCCUGAAGCGCUGAGACAGACACUGGCUCAUAACAGUCCAGGCUUAAGAGAACAACAAACUUGUGAACAUUGCACUUUUCUUUUCUCACUCUCUGUUUUUUAGUGACAUCUCUCAAACCGUUUCCUAAAACAAUAAUGUAUUGAUUAUUUUUUUACACGAACGAUUACUUACUGAUUUUCUUCACCAUCACUAAAAAAUUCUACCCUUUGAAUUAUGUGAACCGCAUGCCUGAAAUAUACUUUCACAGUAUGUUGAACAAGCAAAGACAGUAAAUAUAAAUAACAUUGCCACAGAUGUUAUUGUAAAAUGUGGUUUGAGUUUACUGUGAGUGUGUGGAACGAUUAAAUUUUUUAUAUUUUCUUCCAUUGUUAAAGGGUCAGUGCUCUUGUCCUGACACAAAGAUUAUGUGUAAGUAAGCCAUAAGCUUUUUGGCAGUACAGCAUUUGUGUGACCGUGUCAAAAAAAUAAGAAUAAAAUAUUACAUAAUGGCACCAGCUUCUCACAAAUAAUCAAACACUUAGACAUUAUGUAAAUCUAUGAAUCUUUGCACAGUAUUUUCAUGUUGUAUUAUGUGAUCUUGCAGAAAAAAAAUUAAUGAAAAAAAAAAAAACAAUAUAAAUGCUUUACAAUUCUUUGUCUCAUUAACUCUUUGCACUUAUUUAAAAGAAGUUUGUGUUCUGUGGCAAAAGAGCCUUUCUCAUGGUUGGGCUAAAAAGCCAAGGUAUUGUACAAUAUGUACAUGUGAUUUUAUUCAUAUGCAUAUAAAUAUAUGUCUAUGUAA
Messenger RNA from Carassius gibelio (silver crucian carp), 6107 nucleotides. Its product is annotated as ventral anterior homeobox 2-like. The transcript has 3 exons. The record is from RefSeq and is a predicted model, not a curated record. The coding region runs from base 407 to 1324 and encodes 305 amino acids. Gene Ontology annotation, molecular function: DNA binding; DNA-binding transcription factor activity, RNA polymerase II-specific. Gene Ontology annotation, biological process: brain development; neuron differentiation; central nervous system development. NCBI's taxonomy places the organism in Eukaryota, Metazoa, Chordata, Actinopteri, Cypriniformes, Cyprinidae.